Cladocopium goreaui is the source of this 3183-nucleotide messenger RNA. The record is from the annotation of a GenBank genome assembly. NCBI's taxonomy places the organism in Eukaryota, Dinophyceae, Suessiales, Symbiodiniaceae.
AUGGACCGAAAGCAGGGCAGGCGAUGCAUUGGAGGCGUGCUUCGGCUGAACAGACCAUGCGACGCGCCGCUCUUUGCUGGUUUCCACUUCAGCACUGACCAUGGUCAUUGCAGCUGUGCAGAUGGUACUGGAGAAGGGGCUGCAAGCUGGUCAGUAGUCAUUCAGCUGAAGGUGAUGCGUGAUGGCAAGGAAGUCCAGAUCCCUGUCCCAACAGUGGUGGCAGGUGAUAUCGUGGUCUUGGGCACCGGUGACGUGGUGCCUGCCGACCUCCGCCUCUUCGAGGCGAAGGAUUUUAAGGUCAGCGAGAUGGCACUCACAGGAGAACCCGAUGAUGUGGCCAAGACUCACAAGGUGAAAGAAAAGAAGGACGGAGCUCCAGAGAAGUUGCCUGGCUCUGCAAGCGAGAUACUGCAUGCAGCGUACCUUGUAGCCACGCUUGCACAGCUGGAGCUCACUCCUGAGACCAUGGCAUUCUCCGGCUGCAGCAUCACCAGCGGAGUUGGCAAGGGCUUGGUGGUCGACACUGGCAUGAGCACACGCAUUGGACGAAUCGCCCAAUUGAUUAAUGGUGAUGCUGGAGCUAGGAAGACCACCUGCUUUUGCUUUCCGGACACCUCUGCCAAUCAGACGCCUCUGCAGCAGAAUCUGAACAAACUAGGUGCACGAAUCGGAGUCCUGGCCAUCAUCAUUUGCAUUGGCAUCUUCAUCAUCGGUUGGCUCACAGACCGCAAAGAUCCCAGCAAUCCUGACAGUCCUGCUUGGCUCUAUAUGAUUCUGGUGUCCGUCACCCUGGCAGUGGCCGCCAUCCCGGAAGGAAUUCCUCUGUGCGUCACCAUCUCUCUGCCAUUUGGCUGGACGAAUAGUGACAGUUUUGGGAUAGUCCAGCAAGAAGUGCUGGUACGAAAGAUUGCUGCUGUGGAGACUCUGGGCUCUGCCUCCGUGAUUUGCAGUGACAAGACGGGCACUUUGACGGAAGGAAAGAUGACCAUGGUAGGCAUGUAUGCUGCGGGCAACACCUACGAAGUCACCGGCAAGGGCUUUGACCCAGAGGUCGGCGGAGUGAUGCGUCAGGACGGCACUGAUGGUAGGGGUGAUAUGGGCGUGAAGAGCAAUUUGCUGACAGCCAUUCUUUGCUGCAACACUACUCUGAGCAAAGAGAAGGAUGAGGCCGGCGUAAUGAAGUGGACGCCCAAGGGCAAUUCUUCCGAAGCUCCUAUCGUAGUGGCAGCUCGCAAAGUCGGUCUCUCUGAGAACAUCGCUGGCGACUACCCUCGCGUGCUCGAAGUUCCAUUUUCCUCCUCUCGCAAGAUGAUGCUUACCGUGUCAAAGGUUGGUGGAACACACCUCUGUGAUGGUGGCAUGCCUUUGCCUGCAGGCACAAACUACUUGGCUGUUUGCAAGGGAGCUCCUAACUACAUCAUUGACUUGUGCUGUGAGCAGCUGAAGGCUGAUGGAAGUGUCGACAAGUUGACCGAUGACGACAAGGCCAACAUCUUGAAGAUUGUUGAUGGCUACUCAGCACGAGCUCUGCGUGUGCUGGCCAUUGCUGCAAGGCCAAUGUCAAAGCUUCCGUAUGAUGAAAGCAAUGAUGACAUCACCACGGACCAGAAGUUCGAGGCCUGCCGCAAGCAGCUGCGUUUGAUCGGCCUUGUGGCAUCCAUCGAUCCUGAACGUGACGGUGUGCCCGACUCUGUGGUUGCUGCACGUGGUGCUGGCAUCCGUGUGGUGAUGAUCACGGGUGACUAUUUGUUGACGGCCAUCGCCAUUGCCAAAAAUGUGAACAUCCUGCAGCCAUCAGAUGAUGUGGAGACCUCUGCCAUGGACUGCGCCAAUCUGAGACCUGAUGGCGAAUAUCUGCGGCCCGAGGAGAUGGAUUUGAUCACUCGAUCUACCCGCGUUUUUGCGCGUGCCAAGCCAGAGGACAAGCUGGAAAUUGUGAAGAGCAUUCAGCGUCAAGGUCAAGUUGCGGCAAUGACUGGCGAUGGAGUGAAUGAUGCCCCAGCGUUGAACCAAGCGGAUAUUGGCGUGGCCAUGGGCAUCCAGGGUACUGAGGUGGCGAAAGGUGCCUCCGAUAUGGUUCUCACUGAUGACAACUUCUGCUCCAUUGUCAAUGCAGUGGAAAAGGGACGUUCUAUCUAUGCGGGCAUCCAGAAGUUUGUGGCUUUCAUCAUGUCCGUGCACAUUGCUGAGGUCAUGCAGAUCUUUAUUUGUAUCGUCGUGGGCAUCCCAGUGAUGCGAACACCCUUGCAGAUCCUUUUCCUGAUCCUUGUGACCGAUCUGCCACCUUCCAUUGCUUUGGGCAUGGAGCCAGGAGAGGCCAACAUUUUGAAGAUGCGCCCACGACCCAAGGAAGAGCCCAUUGUGUUGAUGUGGAUGUGGCUGGCAAUGAUCAUGAACGGCGCCGUGCUCACGAUUGUCGUCGUGGCCGUCUACCUGAUCUCCCUGGUCAAUUAUUGCGACGGCGAAAUCCUUCAGGAAAACAUCUAUUUGCUCGACAGUUAUACUGAGAGGCUCAGCAAAGCGCAGACCGUCGCUUUCAUCUCCCUGGUGUGGUCGGAAAAUAUCCGUGCCUACAUCUCACGAUCCUUCACAAACCCAAUGUGGCAUGAUAUUCUUGGGAACAAGCACAUGCAGAAGGCUAUCGUGAUGGCGCAGAUCUGCCUUUAUGUUGCUGUCCUGACCCCCUACCUGUCGGACCGAAUCUUGGGCCUUCGCGGCUUGGAGAUUGGAUUCUUCGGUUGGGUUUUGGCACUGGCAGGCCCCGUGGGCUGCUUCAUCCUGAGUGAGUCCUGCAAGCUCAUCAGUGCGUACCAGGCCAAGAAGCAUCAGGACAGCCUCUCCAUGGCAGACACGCCGCCUGCAGCUGCUCCCAUCAAGGUGGUGGGAUCGAAGAAUGCGAAAAUGGCCGCACCCGUUCCUGUGCAGCCUGUGAAGAAGGGAUGGUUCCAGUGCUGUAUGGGAGGGAUCUUUUGAGCCUCUCUGAGCCUCUCUCCGCGACACGUCCAGCCUCCCACUGAGUGGUUCAGGCUGGCGAAUACCACAGAUGGUCGCUUGAGCCACUUUUGGCGCCGGAUUCGUCGCUUAGUGACGAAUACGGCGAUGUGUUGCGAAGCCUCAAACCGCGCAGACACUGCUGCGGGGAGCUCGGCGAGUCGCAGGUCUGUAACAGAGCGCCAAAAUGAU